CAAAGUUCACAUGUUUGAUAUUUGGGAACAGUACUAAUUGGGUGCAGAGAAAAUGGGGCAAAAAGCAUCACAACAAUUGGCUCUGAAGGACAGCAAAGAGGUCCUCAGCGUCUGUGAGGUGGUCAGUGGAGCGAUAGUCCACGCAGCUCAGAAACUGAAGGAGUAUCUUGGAUUUGAAUAUCCUCUGAGUAAACUCUGCCCAGCUGCAAAUACUCUGAAUGAGAUCUUCUUAAUCCACUUCAUCACUUUCUGCCAAGAAAAGGGAGUGGAUGAGUGGCUUACCACCACCAAGAUGACCAAGAACCAAGCCUUACUGUUUGGAGCAGACUGGAUUUGGACCUUUUGGGGAUCUGAUAAGCAAAUAAAGCUUCAGCUGGCAGUACAGACCCUGCAGAUGUCUUCUCUCAUGGAAUCUAAGCCUUGUGACCUCUCCAAUCCAGAGCCAAGGGUAAAGGAGUCUUCCUGGAAGGAAAGUAGAUUUGAUAAGCUGGAAGAAUUCUGUAGCUUGAUAGGAGAGGAUUGUCUGGGCCUGUUUAUCAUCUUUGGUGUGCCGGGGAAGCCUAAAGACAUCAGAGGAGUUGUCCUGGACAGUGUCAAAAGUCAGACGGUGAGGAACCAUCUGCCAGGAGGGAAGGCUGUGGCUCAGUUUGUCCUGGAAACUGAAGAUUGUGUCUCCAUCAGAGAGCUGCUUGGGAACUGUUUGAGUAAGAAAAAUGGGCUGAGAGAGGUGGGCAAGGUUUAUAUUAGCAUCCUCUGAAUUGGAUAUGUGUGAUGUGACUGACCUGUAAGAUGAAAGGAAAUUUUAUUCUGACAAGCAAGCUUGUCUACUUGCAUCAUUCCACU
Propithecus coquereli (Coquerel's sifaka) is the source of this 843-nucleotide messenger RNA. RefSeq names its product RAB15 effector protein (gene REP15). The record is from RefSeq and is a predicted model, not a curated record. Gene Ontology annotation, biological process: receptor recycling. The coding region runs from base 53 to 757 and encodes 234 amino acids. The transcript has a single exon. Lineage: Eukaryota; Metazoa; Chordata; Mammalia; Primates; Indriidae.